UGCGUAAAAACGCGCGUGGCCUUUAACAACGGGCGGAGCCUGACCGCUGAUAUACGAUACACUUCACAGCGUCCGCGUCGCUCAAUGCGGAAGAAAAAGGCAGAAAGCACAGGCCGAGGUCCCGACGCCCGACGCAGCUGCAGAAGUUCCUCGGUUUCACCCUGACAGGUUUGAACUUUCCAGUCAAAAAAAAGAACCAUGUGGCCAAAUCAAGGUCCUACUCCACCAGCGGGGCCCCCGAACCCUGCCUGCCCUCCAGUUUGCAACCCUGCGUAUCCUGCUGUGCCUCCUUAUGGACAAUACCCUGCACCACCAAAUCCAGCAUAUCCACCUGGCCAGUACCCAGCUGGUAUGAACCCAGCCAUGGUACCAAAUGCACCUCCAGGAGCGAUGCCUUACGGCGCUCCAGGAUUGCAUCCUUAUCCAACAGCCCCUGGUGGAAUGCCAGCAGUUCCUCCUGCAGGUGUUUAUCCAGGUCCGUAUCCUCACUCGCCAAAAGGAGGUCACCAUAAAGGCCAUCAUCACCAUGGAGGCAUGCCUGGAGCAGUAGCAGGGGGAUUGGCAGGAGUGGGAAUGGGACUGGUUGGACACAAAGCCCACAAAAAGAUGAAGAAGAAGAUGAAGAAAGCACACAAGCAUGGGCACCACAAACAUGGCAAGUCAUCCAGCAGCAGCAGCAGCAGCAGCAGUGACUCAGACUGAGGUCUAGAAAACUUUAGCAAAAGUGCCACUUUGCAUAAGUGCAACCUGGCUGUUAAAUAUAAACAUGUAAGAAUCAGUCGUAUUAAGUUCAAUAGAAUUUAUGGAACACACAUAGAAACAUCUAGAAGUGGAUCUAACAGCUUUAAGCAUCCCUGCUGAGAUAAUCUAUAUUACAUUCCACCAUGUGCUGAAUUUCCAAUUUACUUUUUGUUUGCAGUGUGUAAUUCUGAUGUUUGUGAUUAUGUGAUAAUGUUGCAUGCAAUAGUUAAAAUUCCAGCAUGUGUGUCUGCUUAAAUAAUUGACAAAGUCAAUUAGAACUAAUAAACAAAAUCUAAAUCUAAUUUAAUUGAAGCAUAAUAGGAUAAUUAAAGGAUAAUGAAAUGUUUGAAGAUGACACUAGAGAUGAUGAUGAUGGUAUUGAUACUAGGUGUGUGCAGAAAGGGUUUUUGUAUUGGUUUAUGACACUAACUAUUUGUUAAUAUAUGUCUCAAUGAAUUAUACUCAAUAAAUAUGAAUUUUAAGUGUU
Betta splendens (Siamese fighting fish) is the source of this 1228-nucleotide messenger RNA. RefSeq names its product proline rich 13 (gene prr13). The coding region runs from base 199 to 702 and encodes 167 amino acids. The record is from RefSeq and is a predicted model, not a curated record. NCBI's taxonomy places the organism in Eukaryota, Metazoa, Chordata, Actinopteri, Anabantiformes, Osphronemidae. The transcript has 4 exons.